AUGCAUGGCCAUUCAGAGCCUUGCCUGCAUACCGACCCUGCCGGCGCGCGCUUCCUCCUUUUCUUUUCCCAUCACGGCUUCGCGACCUUUGAGCCGCAAGGAGAGAGCCAGAAUCCCGUCUUGUCGCGCCCACAGAUCCGACCCGAAGCCUCUCACGCCCCUCGGCCUCCAAUUCCCCCCGGAGCCCCACGAUCCGCGACUCCUCGGACGACCCUGCGGCGAGCCGAAGCGGCAGCAACAACGGGCGCGUGUCGGCACCGAUUGGUCAGCUCGCCUCUCUGCGACAACCCGUUCACGACAUAG
Messenger RNA from Trichoderma aggressivum f. europaeum, 303 nucleotides. RefSeq lists its product as uncharacterized. Bases 1 to 303 code for a protein of 100 amino acids. The record is from RefSeq and is a predicted model, not a curated record. NCBI's taxonomy places the organism in Eukaryota, Fungi, Ascomycota, Sordariomycetes, Hypocreales, Hypocreaceae. The transcript has a single exon.